Monomorium pharaonis (pharaoh ant) is the source of this 813-nucleotide messenger RNA. RefSeq lists its product as uncharacterized. Gene Ontology annotation, biological process: DNA integration. Lineage: Eukaryota; Metazoa; Arthropoda; Insecta; Hymenoptera; Formicidae. The record is from RefSeq and is a predicted model, not a curated record. The transcript has a single exon. The coding region runs from base 1 to 813 and encodes 270 amino acids. Gene Ontology annotation, molecular function: nucleic acid binding.
AUGUACUCCGAUAACGGCACGACAUUCGUCGGCGCCGACAAAGAACUAGAUCAGGCGUACCGCGCUGCCAUUACCGAUCCUAACCUUCUCAAUAAAAUCGCAAUUACUAAAGUCGAAUGGAAAUAUAUUCCUCCACACGCUCCUCACUUCGGAGGAUUAUGGGAGGCCGGCGUACGAAGCGUAAAAUACCAUCUCCGCCGCUUAAUCGGAGCUCACACUCUGACAUUUGAAGAGCUUACCACCUUUCUGUGUCGGGUGGAGGCCUGCCUUAAUUCGCGGCCCCUGGGGCCCAUUAGGGACACUGUUGACGACUAUGAAACAUUGACUCCGGGCCACUCCUUAAUCGGUUCCGCUCUCAACGCAAUUUCUGAGCCGUCGGUCCUGUCAAUCUCGGAAAGUCGACUGUCUCGUUGGCAAUUAAUUCGUCAGCUGACAGAAAGAUUUUGGAAGAUCUGGCAGACGGACUACGUCAAUACCUUGCAGCAAAAGAGUAAAUGGAGAAAACCACAACCGUCGAUUGACAUAGGAGCGAUGGUUCUACUUAAAAAUGAUUUCUUGCCUCCCUGCAAAUGGGAACUGGGCAGGGUCAUUCAAACUCAUGCCGGCCCUGACGGCUUAAUGCGCGUCGUCACGGUGCAAACUGCGCAUUCUGAAUCAAACGACCGCUUAACAAAUUGUGCGUACUUCCGAUCCACGAACAACCUCUGUCGGACGAAGAAUCACCGAACCUUUCAUGUCAAUAAGUUUAGCGUUACUUCUAAAUCUAGUUUAAGUCAAAAUGUAUCUCUCAAUUCUAGCUUGUCAUGUAAAUAA